Molecule: messenger RNA, 318 nt
Organism: Menidia menidia (Atlantic silverside)
Lineage: Eukaryota; Metazoa; Chordata; Actinopteri; Atheriniformes; Atherinopsidae
Source: the annotation of a GenBank genome assembly
AUGGCCGAACUGACAUCUGGACUCACUUCUGUUGUGUUUUCCCCUUACAGUAAAAUGUUUAUCGGUGGCCUCAGCUGGCAAACCUCACCAGACAGCCUUAGAGACUAUUUUAGUAAAUUCGGAGAAAUAAGAGAAUGUAUGGUGAUGAGAGACCCCACGACAAAACGCUCAAGUGUUAAUCCGGGCGCGUGUAUAUGUGUGUCGGUGUGUCCGCGCGCGCCCAUGUGCUCGCGUGUGUCCCUGCGCGCGCGGGCGCGCGCGCGCGCCUGCGUGUGGUUUCACAGCGAGCCAGAUAAGCUUAAAUGCUCGCUGCUGUAA